This is a messenger RNA of Manis javanica (Malayan pangolin), 3743 nucleotides long. The record is from RefSeq and is a predicted model, not a curated record. Lineage: Eukaryota; Metazoa; Chordata; Mammalia; Pholidota; Manidae.
AUGCAGUACACAUGUUUAUCGCUGCCUGGUGUGCAGGUAGCAUUCGUGAAACCCACAAGCAGAGUUCCAAGGCCCCAUGAGGGCUGGGUGUUCAGCAAGCCUCAAUGCCGAGGCACCUGGCCAGGAACCAACAAGGGAGACACUCCGCUGGAAGAGAGAAAGAUUGCCGACACACACCUGGCCUGCUGGCAGGGCUCGGGUACUUGUCUGGACUACCUGUGCCCAGCCCCACCAGCUGCAAAGCCAGGACAGCCCUCUGGCAUUUCUCUCACGGACGUGUGUGACAAUGACAGGCUGCUCAAGCCCAUCCUGGAUCUGCUUGAUUUUAUUAAUCAAAAAUGGCCGCUCACCAAAGACAUCUUCAGGACAGUGACCAGUAAAGAAUCCUGCAGAUCCAUAAAGGAGGAGCUCAAUUCCGGGGACAAAGGCAACUGUGAUGGAAACCAAGAAAACCAAGGAAGUGUAUUUUCAUCCAGUCUCUCUGAUAAAUGGCUUGCUGAUCCUAAGCAAGGUGAGAGCGAGGAUGAGAAACUAUCUGCCACCUGGAGGCUUUUAGACCAGCUGCCGAGAGCCCACGCUGCCCUCUUGCGGUAUCUCUUUGGAGUAUUACACAUCGAGCAGCAGAUGACACACAAGAUGACAGCUUAUGUUAUACACUGCAUAGCCCAGAGACUUCUUUGUCUGCCCAGUCCUUGCAACACAGACUACACCCACAGCGAAGGUAGUACAUCAUCUGAGGGCACCCAUCAUACUCUGCUGCUUCACGGCCACGUAGAACUCAGAAGAGGCGGCAGGGCACAGCAGCGGCACCUCUUCUUCUACAGCGAUUUGCUGCUUGUGUCUGACACCAACUCACUCGCAGGCUUCUGCUGGAAAUUCUUUGAACCUGCUCAAGCCCAUCCUGGAUCUGCUUUAUUUUAUCAAUCAAAAACGGCUGCUCACCAAAGACAUCUUCAGGACAGUGACCAGAAAAGAAAAUCCUGCAGAUCCAUAAAGGAGCAGCUCAAUUCCGGGGACAAACGGAACUGGGAUGGUGAAUCCGUCUCUGUGGCAGAGGUGGUCUUAAAAGACUUUUUUGAAAAUAUCCAAGGAAGUGUAUUUUCAUCCAGUCUCUAUGGUAAAUGCCUUGGUGAUACUGAGCAAGGGGAGAGCGAGGAUGAGAAAAUAACUGUCACCUGGAGGCUUUUAGACGAGGUGCCGAGAGCCAAUGUUGUUCCCUUGCAGUAUCUUUUUGGACCAUUACACAACAUCGAGCAGCAGGCGACACACAAGAUGAGAGCUCUGUGAAUGGUGGUAUCAGUGAGGCUGCAGAUUCCUGCCAGAAGAGAGUCACAAAAGUGCAGGCACACACAUGGCCUGUUGGCAGGGCUCGGGUACUUGUCCAGACUACCCCUGCCUGGCCCCACCAACUGCAAAGCCCGAACAGCUCUCUGGCAUUUCUCUCAUGGACAUGUGUGACAAUGACGAACUGCUCAACUGCAUCCUGGAUCUGCUUGAUUUCAUCAAUCAAAAACGGCCGCUCACAAAAGACAUCUUCAGGACAGCGACCAGAAAAGAAUCCUGCACAUCCCUAAAGGAGCAGCUCAAUUCUGGGGAUGAAGGGAACUGGGAUGGUCAAUCUGCGGUGUGGCAGUGGCGGUCUUAAAGGAUUUUCUUGAGAAUAUCCAAGGAAGUGUAUUUUCAUCCAGUCUCUCUGAUAAAUGGCUUGCUGAUCCUGAGCAAGGAGAAAGCUAGGAUGAGAAAGUAUCUGCCACCUGGAGACUUUUAGAUCAGCUGCCGAGAGCCGAUGCUGUCCUCUUGCGGUAUCUCUUUGGAGUAUUACACAUCGAGCAGCAUAUGACACACAAGAUGACAGCUUAUGUUUUAUCACUGCGUAGCCCAGAGCCUUCUUUGUCUGCCCAGUCCUUGCAACACAGACUACACCCACAGCGAAGGUACUACAUCAUCUGAGGGCACCCAUCAUACUCUGCUGCUUCACGGCCACGUAGAACUCAGAAGAGGCGGCAGGGGACAGCAGCGGCACCUCUUCUUCUACAGCGAUUUGCUGCUUGUGUCUGACACCAACUCACUCGCAGGCUUCUGCUGGAAAUUCUUUGAACGUUGAAAUCAACUGAAAUGGAAGAAGUAGUUGACUCACUGCUACCUAAGUAUUUGAUGAGCGUAUGAAAAAACCUGUGAGAAAAAAAUUCAGUAUCGAUGAACACGGUGUGGACUGCUGACUUUAUGCGGAGAGCCAACAUCAGUGCCCAGAGGUCCUUUGUCUUGGGCUGGCCCACGGUGAACUUUGUGGCCUCCUGUAGAUCUCCAGAACUAAAGGAAAAUGGUACUCUUUCCUUCAAAGAUACACCAAUCUAGCCAAAGAGAAGGACCAGCCCAAAAACAUUCCCCUCAAAAUCUGCACUGGGGACAUCAAGAACUGUGCUUGUUCUAUACCGAUAACAGUAACAAAUUCAGACACAGUGAAUGAUGUCAUCAACAUGACACUACCAGUGCUAGGAAUAACUGGCUCCGAGAAAGAUUACCAGCUGUGGGUCAGUUCUGACAAGGAAAAGACCCCAUAUCUAAUCAUUGGGAAUGAAUGUCCCUGUGGAACUAAAAUGAGCCAUCUUCCAGCUACUACUUUCCAGCCCCAGGGACUGGAGGAUUCUGCCUCUUCUUUCAUUCUGAGGCCAAGGCACGUGGCCAGGAAUCAACAAGGGAGACACUCCGCUGGAAGAGAGAAAGAUUGCCGACACACACCUGGCAUGUUGGCAGGGCUCGGGUACUUGUGUGGACUAUCCCUGCCCAGCUCCACCGGCUGCAAAGCCAGGACUGCCCUGUGGCAUUUCUCUCAUGGACGUGUGUGACAAUGACAAACUGCUCAAGCCCAUCCUGGAUCUGCUUGAUUUUAUCAAUCAAAAACGGCUGCUCACCAAAGACAUCUUCAGGACAGUGACCAGAAAAGAAAAUCCUGCAGAUCCAUAAAGGAGCAGCUCAAUUCCGGGGACAAAGCAAACUGGGAUGGUGAAUCUGACUUUGUGUCAGAGGUGGUCUUAAAGGACUUUUUUGAACAUAUCCAAGGAAGUGUAUUUUCAUCCAGUCUCUAUGGUAAAUGCCUUGCUGAUCCUGAGCAAGGGGAGAGCGAGGAUGAGAAAAUAACUGUCACCAGGAGGCUUUUAGACCAGGUACCGAGAGCCAAUGUUGUUCCCUCGCAGUAUCUUUUUGGACCAUUACACAACAUCGAGCAGCAGGCAACACACAAUAUGACAGCUUAUGGUUUGUCACUGCAUAGCCCAGAGCCUUCUUUGUCUGCCCAGUCCCUGCAACGCAGAUUUGGGAAGGGACUUGGAAAAAAAGCUUAGUCUUGUGCAAUUUCUCACUGAAAACUGCCUCAAGAUAUUUGGAGAAGAUGUCCCUUCCCUCCUGGAGGAGAGCUCUGUGAAUGCUGGUACCAGUGAGGCUGCAGAAUCCUGCCAGAAGAGAGUCACAAAAGUGCAGGCACACACAUGGCCUGUUGGCAGGGCUCGGGUACUUGUCCAGACUAAACCUGCCUGGCCCCACCAACUGCAAAGCCCGGACAGCCCUCUGGCAUUUCUCUCAUGGACGUGUGUGACAAUGACGAGCUGCUCAAGCCCAUCCUGGAUCUGCUUGAUUUUAUCAAUCAAAAACGGCCGCUCACCAAAGACAUCUUCAGGACAGUGACCAGAAAAGAAAAUCCUGCAGAUCCAUAAAGGAGCAGCUCAAUUCCGGGGACAAAGGGAACU